AUGCCGAUCCUGCGAAAGUCUUGCCUGGCCUGCAUUCGCAAUCAGGACGACUACCAGCUGGUUCGAAAGCUCGGGCGAGGGAAGUACAGCGAGGUCUUCGAGGCCAUCAACAUCACCAACAACGAGAGGGUCGUCGUGAAGAUCCUCAAGCCAGUGAAGAAAAAGAAGAUAAAACGCGAGGUUAAGAUUCUGGAGAAUCUACGUGGUGGCACCAACAUCAUUAAUCUGAUUGACACUGUCAAGGAUCCGGUGUCAAAGACCCCUGCUCUGGUGUUUGAGUACAUCAAUAACACAGAUUUUAAGCAACUGUACCAGAUCCUGACAGACUUUGAUAUUCGGUUUUAUAUGUAUGAGCUGCUGAAGGCCCUGGAUUACUGUCACAGCAUGGGGAUCAUGCACAGGGACGUCAAACCCCACAACGUCAUGAUAGACCACCAACAGAAAAAGCUGCGGCUCAUAGACUGGGGUCUGGCCGAAUUCUACCAUCCAGCUCAGGAAUACAAUGUCCGUGUGGCCUCUAGGUACUUCAAAGGACCGGAGCUCCUUGUGGACUACCAAAUGUAUGACUACAGCUUAGACAUGUGGAGUUUAGGCUGUAUGCUGGCAAGCAUGAUCUUCCGAAAGGAGCCCUUCUUCCACGGCCAGGACAAUUAUGACCAACUGGUUCGCAUCGCAAAGGUCCUGGGCACAGAUGAGCUGUAUGGGUACCUCAAGAAGUACCACAUAGAACUGGACCCGCACUUCAAUGAUAUCCUGGGCCAGCAUUCCCGGAAGCGCUGGGAGAACUUCAUCCACAGUGAGAACAGACACCUGGUGAGUCCUGAAGUCCUAGACCUCCUGGACAAGCUCCUGCGAUAUGACCAUCAACAGAGGCUGACCGCCAAGGAGGCGAUGGAGCACCCCUAUUUCUAUCCAGUGGUGAAGGAGCAGUCCCAGCCCAGCUCAGAAAAUGCUGUGCUCUCCAGUGGCCUGACAACAGCACGAUGAAGACUGGAAAACGACGGGUCCGAUGCUGUUGCUCCCAAUUUUCCAUAAGCAGAAUGAGAACCAAAUCAAACGUCCUAUCGGCGCGUGUAGAGUGACGGCGGGCAGACGGCGUGGGCAGGGCUGAGAGCGGGGCAGCACGCCUGGCUGGACGGCACUCGCCUCUUUAUGACCGCAGCCCUUCCCUCCGAGUGUUAAAGGUUCUUCUGCCUUUGGUUCCUUGUUGAGCUCUUCCUGACCCAGAAAGCGUGGAAACGUGAAGGGUGUGCAAAGCAGUUGUUGGUUAGUUGUUCCUUCCUCCGUUCUGGCUGUUCCCCCCCCAACCUCUGACGGACCACGGUUAGCCAGCUUGUGCUUGUCUCUGCCAGGGCACGGGGGUGGCAGGGAAUGUAGUAUCACGAUGGACAGUUCUAUAUAAUUAAAAGAAUUCUAUAUUGUUGAAUAAA
Pygoscelis adeliae (Adelie penguin) is the source of this 1430-nucleotide messenger RNA. RefSeq names its product casein kinase 2, alpha prime polypeptide (gene CSNK2A2). The transcript has 13 exons. Gene Ontology annotation, cellular component: protein kinase CK2 complex; cytosol; nucleus. The coding region runs from base 1 to 987 and encodes 328 amino acids. Gene Ontology annotation, biological process: regulation of chromosome separation; protein phosphorylation. The record is from RefSeq and is a predicted model, not a curated record. Gene Ontology annotation, molecular function: ATP binding; protein serine/threonine kinase activity. NCBI's taxonomy places the organism in Eukaryota, Metazoa, Chordata, Aves, Sphenisciformes, Spheniscidae.